AUGGAGAUCCAGACCCUAGGUGCGUUAAAUACACCGCCUCCGAUGAUGGAUCCGAGGAUCGGAAUGACAAACACUUUAUGUCCCCCGGAGUCCACGUUAUGGAUGGGCGAUAUGAAUGUAAAUUGGACAUUUGAAUUUAUUAAAGCGGCUUUUGAGAAGUUUAACUUGAAAGUGAAGAAUGUCAAGUUUGUUACAGACAAGAACACUGGAAAGGUGAGAAUUGGUGGAUAGCAAGUAUAAUAUAAUUUUAAGUUGGCAUCUUAUUGUUUUGUUGAAUUCUGCUCUGAAGAAGAUGCCAGGACCGCUUUACUACAAGUGAAUGGCCGUCAUGUUCCCAAUGACGAGGAAAAACGGAGGUUUCACUUAUCCUUUGCCAAUUCUCCUGAUCCGUAAGUUUUUUUUUCGUUAUUAUUAAUUAUUUUAGGCACCUCGAAUUCAAUUUAUUUGUCAGCAAUCUUCACAGAUCAGUCGACGAAGUAGUGUUAUUUAAGGUAAGGGUAUAAAGGGUCCUUUAAAAAUUCCAGUUGUUUGGUGAAAAAUACAAGAGUUGUCGAGGAGCAAAGGUGUACAGAAACCCUGAUGGGUCUUCCAAAGAGACCGGAUUUAUAAGGUUUAUGUCUGAAACUGAUCAACAAAUGGCGUUGGUUGAGAUGAAUAAGGUCAAAGUGAAGGGAAAGGAGUUGCAAUUGAAGUUGGCUCCACCAAAAACUCGUGUAGGAGGCGGACGAACAGCCCGAGGGGGAGGCCCUGGAUAUAGUGGACGGGGAAACCCGCCCUUCGGGAUGAGCCCGGGGGUGCAAAUGGGAUUUGGAGGUCCGGUAAAUCCAGCGUACGGACAGAUGGGUUCUCAGGUACGUUGCGGUUUGCUAUUUUUGUAAUAGUCGUUUGAAACACGCCACAUUUAUUAUUAUGUUUUAGUUCCCAAGUGCCUAUGCCGGAUUCAGUGGCGGUCCUCCAUUGACUUCUUAUAAUUCUCGAGAUUACCGUGGCAGUUCGAGGAGAGGCUUGGGUCGAGGUCGAGACAGAAGAUCAAGAUCUCCAACGCCCGAACGUCCUGAACCAAAAAUAUUUAUUGAACGUAAGUAUUUAAUUAAAAUGAAACCUGGUCGGUCGGAAAGUUUUAAUUACGUCUUUAUUUUAGCCGUUGACCCUCCCACACCUCGCGAACUGAAUGAAUUUAUUAUGCAGAAUGAAUGGGACCUUCAAAUGGCUCUCGACAAAUGCCGCUUCUCCAAAAUCUUGAUACCGACCGAUCUCAAAGCAAAGGAUCUCGGCGUUCAGCUCUAUGAAAUGAACUGA
Bursaphelenchus xylophilus (pine wood nematode) is the source of this 1299-nucleotide messenger RNA. The record is from the annotation of a GenBank genome assembly. Lineage: Eukaryota; Metazoa; Nematoda; Chromadorea; Rhabditida; Aphelenchoididae.